CUGAAGGGGAACUCCCUCCUUGGUCUUUUUCAUGAGGCGGAGGACAGACAAUAGAGUGCACCCAGCAGGCUUUCAGCACAGCCUGCCAGUGAAGCUAAAUCUCUCUCAGCUGUGAUAUCAAAUCCAGCAGGAUCAAGACUUUAGUCAGUUUGCAUCUCAUCGUUUACAGCGAACUGUGCCAUCGAUGAGCUUAGUGAAGAGAAAGUGUUAAAAUCAUAAGAGGCAUUUUAGCAGGGGAAGAAAGCUACAGCCCGACAACAAGAAGACAAAGACGCAAGCUGAAGGACAAGAAAACAAACAGUCCAAGGUAACUAUGCAAGCAGGAGGAUCUCAACGGAGCAACUUCAUUUUGUUUAUAUUAGCUUUGCCAGUUAUAUUGGAGGUCUGCAGGGUACAGGGAUGUCGGACUGGCUCUGGGUCAGAGUGUGAGAAAGCUCCUUUUGUCCCAGGCCACAACCUGGCAGGAGAGGGUUUUGAUGUGGUGCGGAUGCGCCGAACAGGAGCAUAUGUCAUCAAUGUAAAAGUGCAUCUGGUUGACAACCACACCUGCACACUGUGUCCAAACCGUUUCCAACAAGGACAGAUUCAGAGGCUCCCAGCAGCAGUGCUUGACUGGCGUCCAUUCAGCCGAUGCAGUAAACAGAUUUCUAGUGCCCUCCACCACUCUGUGGACUCCCUGCUACGCAGCUCCAACUCCCUGGUCAACAACAAUUGGGAUCUGGGAUUGAGCCUCGAUAAUAUUGGCAAAGCAGUGCUGGGAGGAAGCCGCUCAGACUUGGCAAAGUUUGCUCGUUCGCAACACAGUGUGGACAAAGCAACUUUUGCCAUCCAUGAAAUCAGCUGCACCUACUACAGCUACAGGCUGUCUGAUCAUCCCCAGCUGAGUGCAGAAUUCACAAAGCAUCUGAAGAGACUCCCACAGAGUUUAAACACAAGCCAGAGCAAAGCCCUGUAUAGGCGCCUGAUAGACACCUAUGGAACACACUACAUACACCAGGUCCAGCUUGGUGGUAAGGUGAGGAGAAUCACUGCCUUCAGGACUUGCCUGGCCACACUGAAGGGUUUCUCUGAGUCUGAGAUCAAAAACUGCCUGAACGUUGAACUCCGAAUGGCUCUCGGCUUCCUACCUGCUAAUGCAUCCUUUUCCAACAAGUGUGACAACCUCAUAAAGGGCAAUAUGAGCAUGGGCUUCUAUCAAGGCUUCAUGACCCAUAAGAUCGAGGUUAUUGGAGGGGAGAGGUACUUCCCCGACAUCCUCUACCAGCAGGACCCAUUUGAAGCGUACCACAGCUGGAUGAACAGCCUUCACGACAACCCUGAUGUGGUUUCUUAUGCCAUCUUCCCUCUGCAUCAUUUGGUGGAGGACUCCCAGAUCAGUGCUAACCUAAGAAGCACUGUCACCGAUUAUAUUAGAGAGAACCAGCUGCAGGAUGACCAGCUUGCUUUCAAGAACUGCUCCCCAACACCCAACCUGGACCAUAACUGCUGUCCUUUAAGGGCUGGCAGAGGAACUCUCACACUGGAGAUCCACAGAGCUGCGGGUCUGAGGGCAGACACCUUCACAAAAACAGACGCCUAUGUGAAAAUCUUCUACAACGGCAUGUACGAGGAGACUGAGACGGUAAUGGACAACAACGAUCCAGUGUGGAACGCCACUUAUGACUUUGGUUCAGUUGAAUUGGGUCAGGAGUUGAGGUUUGAAGUUUGGGACAGGGAUGUGCUGUAUAAUGACAGAGCCGGGAUAUGUGUUGUUUUUCCUGAGAGAGGAAUUCACUCUCUAAGCUGUCAGCUCAACAAAGGAGUUCUCUACUUCACCUACACCAUAAAAUGUGAUGCUCACUUGACAGGCUUCAGGUGUGGACGAUACUCCCCCAGUGCUGAGUAGAUUAUACGAUUACAAUGUUUUAAAAUUAAAUUUGACAAUUUUCUUGAUAAAUAGCAUUAAAUUUUUAAGUGUCACAAUUUCUAACAAGAACUAGUAAACUGUUGUUUCCCUCACAUUUUACCUGGAAAUAUUAAAAUGCCAAACAAACUUUCUACCCUUUUGUCACAUACCACUUCAUUACUUAAACUUGUUAACACUAUAUAGGAUUCCAAAGAAAAAUGAUAACAGUUGAUGGUUGUCUUCUUUGUAAAUGUCUUGUAACACCUCAGUCUUAAACAACCAAAGUCAAUGUCCCUGUGCUUCUAUUGUAGAUAUCACAAUAAAGAAAUUUUGAUUUAGG
Toxotes jaculatrix (banded archerfish) is the source of this 2225-nucleotide messenger RNA. RefSeq names its product perforin 1.5 (gene prf1.5). The transcript has 5 exons. The record is from RefSeq and is a predicted model, not a curated record. Gene Ontology annotation, biological process: leukocyte mediated cytotoxicity; immune response. Gene Ontology annotation, cellular component: membrane attack complex. Bases 314 to 1885 code for a protein of 523 amino acids. Gene Ontology annotation, molecular function: pore-forming activity; calcium ion binding. NCBI's taxonomy places the organism in Eukaryota, Metazoa, Chordata, Actinopteri, Toxotidae.